AAAAGAAACAAAAAUUAGAAAAUAAGGUGUUUUUGACGGAAGCAGGGAGAGCUAUAGUAAUGGCGGCGGCGAAAGUGAAACUUUGAUGACAGCUCGUCGCUCUCCUCCACGGAUUGAUAUGGUCAAACUAAGAAAAUGUCGUUUCAUCACUCUUCAAUGCUUUCAACAAACACCAACAACUUUUCUCUUACUUUGUCUUCUCCCAUUCCUUCUGCUUCACUCUCUACCUGGUCAUCAUGGCCUUUGCCUUAUAGCUCUCUCUCUUGUUCUCGUCUCCGGUCUCCGCUGUUUCCUCUCUCGAUAUGUGUUCGUCAAACGUCUCUCGGCUCCUACCUCUGUUUUUCUUCUUCUUCUUCUUCUGUUGCUGGUCUUCUACUUUUGCUCAAGACGAAAUCACCAAUCCCGUCGAAGGGCUUUGCGAGCGAUAAGAGGCAGCUUGAACGAUCCCGUUCGUAGAUUGAGCAAUUGGAGGCGCGGAGAUCCGUGCACUUCGAAUUGGACUGGCGUUCUCUGCUUCAAUUCCUCUCUUGACGAUGGUUAUCUCCAUGUCAAAGAACUGCAAUUGCUCAGUAUGAAUCUCUCAGGGAACUUGUCCCCGGAGCUUGGCCGGUUGACUCGUCUUACUAUCUUGGAUUUCAUGUGGAACAAGAUCACCGGAAGUAUACCAAAGGAAAUUGGGAAUAUCAAGUCUUUGGAGCUCUUGCUCUUGAAUGGAAAUCUUUUAACCGGAAACUUACCUGAGGAGCUUGGGUUUCUACCAAACUUGGACAGAAUACAGAUUGAUGAAAACCGUAUAUCAGGACCACUACCCAAAUCGUUUGCGAAUUUAAACAAAACAAAGCACUUUCACAUGAACAAUAAUUCAAUUAGCGGGCAGAUACCACCCGAGCUUGGAAGCCUACCGUCAAUUGUUCACAUCCUUCUUGACAACAACAAUUUAUCGGGCUAUCUUCCUCCUGAGUUGUCAAACAUGCCAAAUUUGCUUAUCCUACAAUUAGAUAACAAUCACUUUGAUGGGACCACGAUUCCACCUUCUUACGGAAACAUGUCCAAACUUUUGAAGAUGGACUUAAGUCGAAAUCAGUUAAAUGGAUCUAUACCUACAAGGAAGCUUUCUGAUAAUGUCACAACCAUCGAUCUGUCCAAUAACAGUCUAACUGGAACCAUUCCAACAAAUUUCUCAGGCCUUCCACGGCUUCAAAAGUUGUCGGUUGCAAACAAUGCUCUGAGUGGUUCCAUUCCCUCUAGCAUAUACCAGGACAGAGUGUUGAAUUCAACCGAGAGUCUUAUCGUGCUUCAGGGGAAUCCGUUAUGCGCAGAUGGAAAUCUGCUUCGAUUCUGUGGAGCUCUAACUGAGGUAGACAAGAAUCAGGGUCCAACCAAUUCGUCGACAACUUGUUCUGACUGCCCACCCCCUUAUGAAUUUUCUCCAGAACCUCUUAGACGGUGCUUUUGUGCUGCUCCUCUGCUUGUUGGAUAUCGGUUGAAAAGUCCUGGUUUCACGGAUUUUGUUCCUUACAUAUCCGAAUUUGAGCAAUACAUCACCUCUGGGCUUAGUUUGAAUCUCUACCAGCUGCGCAUUGACUCAUUCCGGUGGCAAAAAGGACCUAGACUUCGAAUGUACUUGAAGUUCUUUCCUGUUUUUGGUUCAAAUGCCAACAAUUCCUUCAUAUUCAAUCGUAGCGAGGUUCGGCGAAUAAGGGGCAUGUUCACUGGAUGGAACAUACGAGACGAAGAUCUGUUUGGUCCUUAUGAGCUUAUGAAUUUCACAUUGUUAGAUGUCUACAGAGAUGUGUUUCCUUCAGCUUCACCAUCUGGUGUAAGUAAGGGUGCAAUAGCGGGAAUAGUUCUUGGUUCAGUUGCAGCUGCAGUUACGUUAACCGCUAUCAUUGCACUUAUCAUUAUGAGGAAACGUAUGAAAGGAUACGCUGCGGUUUCUAGGAAAAAGAGAUCUUCCAAAGCUUCUUUGAAAAUCGAAGGGGUAAAGAGCUUCACAUAUGCUGAGCUAGCUCUGGCUACGGACAAUUUUAAUAGUUCCACUCAAAUUGGGCAAGGGGGUUAUGGAAAGGUCUACAAAGGUAUCCUUGGCGAUGGAAUGGCUGUGGCGAUUAAAAGGGCACAAGAGGGAUCAUUGCAGGGUGAGAGGGAGUUCCUAACUGAAAUCGAACUGUUGUCGAGAUUACAUCACAGAAACCUUGUUGCUUUGCUUGGAUUCUGUGAUGAAGAAGGCGAACAGAUGUUGGUUUAUGAGUACAUGGAAAAUGGUACUUUGCGAGACAACAUUUCUGUUAUAUUGAAAGACCCUUUAGACUUUGCGAUGAGAAUGCGGAUUGCUCUAGGCUCAGCUAAGGGAAUCCUGUAUUUACACACAGAAGCUAAUCCGCCAAUAUUCCAUCGCGAUAUCAAAGCCAGCAACAUAUUGUUGGACUCCAGAUUCAUCGCAAAGGUUGCAGAUUUUGGGCUCUCAAGACUCGCCCCAGUGCCUGAUAUGGAAGGCAUCUCACCUCAUCACGUGUCUACUGUUGUAAAAGGGACUCCGGGUUACCUUGACCCGGAAUAUUUCUUGACUCAUCAAUUGACUGACAAAAGCGAUGUAUAUAGUUUAGGCGUAGUGUUCCUGGAGCUCUUGACAGGAAUGCAGCCAAUCACACAUGGCAAGAACAUAGUUCGAGAGGUCAACAUCGCGUACCAGUCUGGUUCGAUACUAUCGGCCGUGGAUAAGAGAAUGAGCCCGGUUCCAGAUGAAUGCAUUGAAAGGUUUGCCACUUUAGCGCUGCGAUGCUGCAGAGAGGAGACUGAUGCGAGGCCUUCAAUGGCGGAAGUUGUAAGAGAGCUGGAAAUCAUAUGGGAACUGAUGCCGGAAUCUCACACAGCCAAAAGAGCGGAUCUGUAUGAGACAACGACUCAGCCAUCAUCGUCAUCGAAUUCUUCAAUCAUGAAGAAUCCAAAUCCUUACACAUCCAUGGAUGUCUCUGGCUCUGACCUCGUCAGUGGAAUUGCUCCCUCCGUUUCACCGAGAUAGCAACAUUCUUAGGGUCAUACACACCAUACACAGUUUGUUUUUGUUGUUUCUACUGUUGCAAAGGAAGAAAUUAGCGUAGUGUAAGCGAUGUAAGCGUAGUAUAUGUUGCAGGCAAGUGUAUAUGAUUGGUUCUUGUGAAAUUUGUUGCGAAUUCUGGUCUGGUUAUGUGAGUUAUGUACUUGUUCUGCUUCUUCUGUUGUUUUGAUUGGGAUCUUUUGCCAACGUUUCAAGAAUGGAUCUAGCUACAUUCUACCUUUAUUAAAUUCAGCAUAAAUGUUUUUACCCUUAGAAUUAAUAUAACACUCUUACCAUUUACUCUCCCAUUUUUUUGUAGAAAUUUCAUUUAACCUGAGAAGUUACACAACCAAGAAUACUAAAAAACACAUUACAAAGAUUUGGCUCAAAUUUGUUUUCCUUAUUGCAUUACAUUUUCCAUAGCUCCCUCCCAAUAUAUGAAUCCUUGGAAACACCUUCUCUUUAACAAAGAUACGGCUUCACUAGGGGAACCAACGAGCUGCUUAGGUGCAUCGACAUUACUUCGUUGGUCGAACCAACGAGCUUGCCACCAAUAAAGACGGCUGGGACCGGCUUUGAGCAGCCUAGCCUCAUUAGUGCCUUCUCGAUCUCCCGGCAUUCAGGGUCCUUAUCAAUCUCGUGGACCUUAGGGUUAACCCCAAGAUCUUGGAAGAGGACUUGAACUGCGUAUGACAAACAACACGAGCUCUUGCUGAAGAUAACCACUCCUUUUUCUGACGACAUCCUCAUAACCCUAUCCAUUUUCUUGGUUUUGACCUAAGAGAUCGGUUUCUUGAAGAAAACGAAGAAGAGGAUGGGACUGAAAGGAGUCUUAGAACAAAGAACUCAUGAGAACCAAACCCGGAGUUUGAGCUUGGUGUUG
Messenger RNA from Thlaspi arvense, 3920 nucleotides. Lineage: Eukaryota; Viridiplantae; Streptophyta; Magnoliopsida; Brassicales; Brassicaceae. The record is from the annotation of a GenBank genome assembly.